CCGAAGCUAGACCAGUCGCAGCCAUUUUACUCCGCGAAAUAAACUUCAAUCUCACAGCUAGAGGAAACAACAAACUACACAACCUAAUUCCGCUGACAUUAUGGAUAUUUCACUGUGAACCGGAGCACGGACGGAUUCGGGUUUCACCUCUUCUCAUUUCGGUUUGACUCCAUGGCUUAGCGUGACUCUUGACAGCAAUUAACCCGGACGUCUCUUGCCCCCCCUCCCCCCACCCCCCUUGCUGUCCUCUGCUACUUCAGUAUCCGCACAGGUAGCAGCGAGACACAAACCCCAAGGGACGGUGACCCAUACCCCCCCUCCCUGUUGCUUGCCUUCCCCUCCUGAGGCAUGAUGGAGCUUCAGGCUUGUCACGGGCAGCUAGGAGCAGAGGGGGAUUGCGAGAUGUCGAGUCUGCUGAUGCCCAGUCCCCAGAGCGAGGCGGUGACCCAUGAGAUGGAGGAGCUGUCGCUGCAGCCACUGCCUCCACUCAAUGAACGCAAAAAUGUCCUGCAGUUAAGGCUUCAGCAAAGGCGAACCCGGGAGCAGCUGGUGGACCAGGGCAUCAUGCCACCUCUGAAGAGCCCGGCAGCUUUCCAUGGACAGAUUCGCAGCCUGGAGAGAGCCAGGACUGAGAAUUUCCUCAAGCACAAGAUCCGCAGUCGUCCAGAGAGAGCAGAGCUGGUCAGGAUGCACAUCCUGCAAGAGACUGGAGCAGAACCGUCACUACAGGCCACCCAGAUGAAACUGAAAAGGGCCCGGCUGGCUGACAACCUCAACGAGAAGAUUGCUCAGAGACCCGGCCCCAUGGAGCUGGUGGAGAAAAACAUCCUGCCGGUGGAUUCCAGCGUUAAACAGGCCAUCAUCGUGGGUCAGGUGAAUUACCCCAAAGUGCUGGAUGAAGACAGCAGCGAUGCCCUGUCCCCAGAGCAGCCGGCCAGCCAGGAAUCUCAGAGCUCUGUCCCCUCUCCUGGGGAGAGCAGAGUGCCAGAGACGCCCUCUCCAGUCCCCGCACCACUACCACCACCAAUACCCAACACCAUACUGCAGGCCUUCCCAGUUGCCACACAAGUGAUCUCGACCAUUGAGCAGCCCGUGGGCCGCCCAGCUGUCACUCCGGCACCGCCAGUCACCACAGCUGCUCCUUCAAAACCAGGCCCAACACUGGUCAAACAAAGCCAGCAGAAGUCUCCCUCAGAGAAGAGCCGCAGUAAGAAAGGCAAAGAGCCCAAGUCGAGGGUGAAGAAGCUCAAGUACCACCAGUAUGUUCCCCCAGACCAGAAGCAGGAGGCCAGCGAAGCACCCAUGGACUCUUCCUACGCCCGACUGCUGCAGCAACAGCAGCUGUUCCUGCAGCUGCAGAUCCUCAGCCAGCAACAGCAGCACUACAACUACCAGACUAUAUUACCAGCACCACUCAAGCCCGUGGCCGAGGGUCAGAGCAGCAGCGCCGGCAGCCUGCCAACCUCCAUCGUGGUGUCCUUGCCCACUGCACCUCCACCUCCCCCUGUGACUCCGGCUCCGGCUCGUCCAAACAACACGCUUUCGAACCGCAAGCCAGGAGUCUUGCCUGCCAACCUGGAGGAGAUGAAGGUUGCUGAGCUAAAACUGGAGCUAAAGUUGCGUGGCCUCCCUGUGUCGGGAACAAAGACUGAUCUGAUAGAAAGACUGAAGCCUUUCCAGGAAAACCACAGCACCUCUGCUCCUGCAAGCAUUCCCGCCCCAGCCACUACCAUCCUGUCCUCCGUACCCAUGGAGGUCACCACCACUACCACCCCUGCUAUAGUUCUUCCAGUCCAGCAGGUGGCUAAAGAGAGCACUAACCCCACACCCCCAGUCUCACCCAUCCCCAAUGAUCGCUGCGCCCCCCAGCAGGAUGUAGGCAUGUCUGAGGCUCCUUCUGAGACACAAACGGUGAGCUCUGGCUGGGCAGGUCCACAGUCCUCACCUCUCCCCUCUUUCCAAGUCCCAGAAGAAAAGGACAGGCGGCUCCAUGAGAAGGAGCAGCAGAUAGUGGAGUUGAUGAGGAAGCUGGAGCAGGAGCAGAAGCUGGUGGAGGAGCUGAAGAUGCAGCUGGAGGUGGAGAAGAGAGGCCAAGGGGGCUCCCCUGCCGAGUCUGCCAUGAACCCUGUUCCUACCGUCCUGAACUCAAAUGUAGUGAAAGUGGAGGGUGCAGUGCUGUCAAACUGUUCAUCCACUGGUGCUACAAUCCCCAACUCCAUCCUGGGCUCCCAGACUCUCUCCACCCUGCCAACUGUGGUCAAGCUGGAGGAUGUGACGGUUUCUUCUGGCAAGCCGCUCCAGCUCCAGACCCAAACCCAGCUCAUCACCCAGAUCCAGUCCCAAGCCCAGCCCCAAAUAACUAACAACCCACAGCUGCUCUCCCAGUCACAGAGAAGUCCCAAACUCCAGCCACAGUCCCAACCAGCAGCCCCCAGCCUGCAGCAGUUCUUCAUCAGCCACCGUGGUGGAGUGUCCCAGGUGCUGGGUCAGCCUCAGACCUUGUUAACCACGACCGGCCAGGCUGGAACUCAGAUCCUCCUCCCAGUCUCACUGCCCAAUAACGCUACUGCAAUCCAGCUGCCAAGCACCACUGUCAGCCUGCAGCCUGUCCUUCAGGCCACAAACCUGGUGCAGGCCUCAGUUCCUCAGCUGAAAACCACUACGAUGGAGACGGCACCCAGCCAGCACUUAACCAACCAGAACCCAUUGCUGCAGACUCUGACUGUGUGCAAUAACACUACUGGAGUGGAGAACCAGAACAGGCCUGAGAUGAACACUCAGUGUUUCCUGAGACGCUCCCCAGAUAACAGGGUCUCACCACGGGCUUCACCCAACCACCACAUCUCCAACGGACCCCUCAAUAAGUCUCCCUCUCCUCAGCCCACCUUCAUCCUUCAGCCCACCUCCAUUGUUGCUCAGCCUCCCAAGACAAGAGAGCCUCCCCGCUACGAGGAGGCCAUCAAACAGAGCCGCAACAUGCACGUCAACAGUGUUUCACAGGUUCCCACGGCAACCAGCCAGCAGAUGGAUGACUUGUUCGACAUUCUCAUAGAGAGUGGAGAAAUCACUCCCUUCAUCCAGCAGGACUCUCCCGUGUCUCUCACUAAGACCAUCCCGGUCACAGCAAACAUCUCCACCCUGCCAGUCAACACCGCCCUCUCCAGGCCACCUCCACAGGUCCAGGUGGCUCCCCCGGCCACCCUGAGCCCGGCCGUCGGCCCCAGCCUGCCCAGCCUCUCCUCCCUCGCCACAGACAAUCAGCUCGAGGCCUUCCUGGAGGGCACGCUGGCCGAAACAGCGCCAGCAUCAGACCCACGCACACGGGGCCUGAUGGAGGAGCUGCAGGCCCAGCUGAUGGAGCAGCAGCCCUACUCACCCAUGGACACAUCUGAGCUGUCCUUCUGUGAUUCUUCCUCACCUUCCUCCCUCAACAUGGGCCUGUCUGACCCAGGCCUGGACAAUAUGGAGUGGCUGGACCUCACCAUGCCGCCAGGUCCGGCUGGGGCGCUCACGCCACUGGGGAUCCCGACGGACUUCCUGGAUACACAGGACCUGCAGCUUCACUGGGAUUGACGGACGGAUGGGUGGAUGACAGAAAAAGAAAGCGUGGGGAGGUGGCAGAGCAGAUGAGCCAGGAGUGGAUGGAUGAAAAGAAGAAGACUGACCACCACAGAGAGGUUGAGUUUAAAAUAUGAAUGAGCACCAUACCACUCUUACAGUACAUCCAUACCAUCUGUAAUAUUCCCACUAUUCUACAGUAAGAGAUGCUGUACAGGCAGUGCACUGAUUCAAGUUGAACUACAAGCAGGAGUUUGCACAGCUUUAAAAAGGCUGGCUGAUCAGCCACAAAAACGUCAUCACUAAGGUGAUCGUGGUCACCCGUCGCAUUAGUGAUAAGGGAUUUUAAACAGAAUUUUACAGUGUCUGAUGUCACGAUUUUUAAUGAACAAAGACGAGGAGACAGAGCCAAAUGAAUUCUGGUAGCAUGGACUGUUUGUAAAUACUCUUUAAACCACACUAAAACAGCGUCUCAGACAGCGUCUACACAGUAUUGACGGUUGAUAUCACCCGUUUAUUCCUACUGGAGGUUUGGCUGGUCGGCUUUCAGUGUGAACACUGCGCCUCAACAAAACAUUUAAGAGAAGGCCUUUGUUCCGCCGAAGCAUACUGUGCCAUAGGAGGUUAUAAAAGCUGGUUGUUAGAGCACAAUAAACAUGUCGCUCUAAAUGACAGGUCGCUUACUACAGAUGAAAUCUAGCCGUAAUAAAGAAAUGAAAGGAGCUCUUAAUAAAAAUCCACACAAUGCUAGUGCGUCAUGUCAGUGCAGCCUCCGCUACUGACCACUCCACCUGGAAAAGCUUAGAACAAACCAGUCUGAGUCUGACGUGCUGGACAGUUGUAUCUGUUUGUCCCCUAUAUAAUUGAAGCCAGACGCACUCAGUCAGUCACUGAGCUAAAGGGAUUCCUAACUGAGAGCCUCACACCGGUCCAGUCAACCACAUACUGUACAUUACGCAUUUGCUGACUAAUCUGAUACGUCCUAUCAGAUGUGACUGUUUCUCUCUGAUCUAACACGACCCCCGCGGUCAAGCUGACGAACCAAUGACUCUAAAGAACAAAGACUCCAGUCGAACAACGACCUGCGUGAGAGCUAUGCACAUAAGAGGCGGAGAGAUCCGACGCUGCGCCUCCUUCACCUCAGAACAAAGGAAAUGUGAACUUUGCAUAUCCAAGGUGAUUGUCAACGGGAAGUGAUCGAUAUGAUUGGGAUCAUGUGGCCAAUCGCUCCAGAGAUACUGCAGUUGUUGUCCAAGUAUCUUGUUUUGAAUGUAACUUUGAAAAAUGGGACUUCACUCACAAAGUUGGCAGCUUUUUUUUUUUUCUUCUUCUGAUCGUAAACUGAGAUCAAACAGUGGAAAGGGAACAAACAUCAGUUUAUGAGACGUGCAGAUGCACAGUAGAAGAGGUGUGAGCUGCACGUCCUAUCAAGGAAUUAAGAUGUCUGAGCUUUAUAUUUAGCUGUCCUAGAGUAUCCCUGCACUUUGUCUACGUGUGUUUGUGUGUCUAUAUGUGUGUGUCAAGGUGGGAAAUUACUGCAACACUAGCCAGUAAACAUGGAAGUUGCCUGUAGCUGAUGAAUUCUUCUUUCACAGCCUGUUUAUCAAGUGACCAACCAUCAUUUGGAGGAAUCAGAAUAUUCUAAAGUAAUAUUUGGCUGGUUAAAGAGUCUAACUCAGCUACUGCAGACAAAGUUAGUUUCCUCACCAAGUGUGUGUGUGUGUGUGUGAGAGGGAGAAGCAAGAAAGUAUGUGUGUCUGUCUGGAUUUGUCUUCCCGUCUUCUGCAUGUCCACCUGUGUCUCUGUGUGCAUGAUUGUUUAAUCUCUGGGCGGCUUCGAGCUCCUUCUCAGCCGUCGCCCCCAAGUUGUCUGAAGAAAUUUGCAAAUAUCUAUGAAAUCAAAUCAUUCGCUAUCCAGUCAACAUAUUCCGAACUCUUCAAAAGGCUUCUGAUGACUGUUUACUGUUUUUAUCCGUGUCGUUCAGUUGGUGUCCUACAGUCAAAUAAACGCACAGACACCUUCGAGGUGUGAUCCGCAGUGAAGAGGGCUUAGCUACUUUUUAAAGCCUCACAAAAUCUAGAUGUUUAUUUUUACCGGAUUGCAUCAAAUCCCCCGCGCUGUUUCUUUGAAAUCUAAAUAUUGGGUAACUGAUUUAGCGUCACCUUUUGGGAUAUUUUUUUGGGGUUGAUGCAGUCUUACUGUACGGCACUUUGAAAUAAGAUUGCUUUUUUUAAACCAUCUUUUUUUAGUUACUUUACAUUCACAGUUCAUUUUAACCACUUAAAUCUGUCAUUACGUCCAUGGGCUUUAGAGGGCACUGCCUCUCUUCUGUUGGGGCUCAUUUCCACUUCCAACUGUGGGCACUUCAGGGUCAUUUCCAGCAGGAAACACAUUUUAAUUUUCAAUUUUUCUUGCUUUUUAAAUCUGUAUUUUCUGCCUGUGUGAUGCUGAUUUGCUGUUCACCAGCAAUAAUUUGGUGGCCUGAACAAACUGACUGAGAGCCCUUUACGUCAACACUGUCUUGUCAGAGUGGUGCUCUUACUGCUGCAGUUACACAUUGUAUCAUCAGAUCAGGCCAAAUCCUAACCAUCUGAACACCUGAAAGAGUCUAGCCAAAUACUGCACAAACCUGCCCCUGGGCUUUGUCGUAUUUCAGUUACUUUCCUACAAACUUGUGUUAAACCACCUGUUCAGAGAUGACCUCAUCGUCUUGGUCCCUUGUGAUACCUGCUUGCAGGUGUAGUUGUAUUUCCUCUUUUUACCGCAUUGCUGGGAGUGUUAGAUCUUACAUAGGAUGAAGAGUAAGAAUCACUAGCUGAUUCAUGUGUAUCCUAGAAGACAUGACAAGUUGAUGGUGUUUUUAUUUCCUUCAGUGUGUCAGCUUUAAGGCUGUCACAUUUGAUAUUUUGUUGCCAAAUAGGCAGUGGAACAUAUUCUCACAUUUUGUUAAUUUUCUCACGUUUUUUUGUAUUUAUCACUUCUUUUCUUUUUUUAGGGUGAAGAUGAAAAGAAAAAAAAACAUUUAAUCUUGUUUUAUGUAAAAUCUGUAAAAGAGGAUUUCAUGUGUAUAUUUUCGGUUUGCAGAGUUGUUUUUUCCAUUUUAUUUUUCAUAUCAGACAUACACAAACCUCUUGGCUUCACGUGUAUGUGAUUUACGCUCAAUGUGACACCACUCAGCGUUGGCAGUCGCAGUUGCUGACUGGCCAGACAGGGACAGCUAAAAGCAAUAAAGGCUGCUCUCCCUUGAUAUACUGUACUGUAUGUCAGAUCCUGCCUUGAUUUUAUUAAUGUAAGAACCUUUACUACAGAGUAAUACAGUUUAUAAGUUCAAAGGCACUUAAUAUCUGAGUGGUUUGUUUGAAUAACCCUCUUAAUGUAGAGAUAUGUGGAGGCACCAUCAGUCUGAAGAACCCCUAAAGGUUCCUGUCAGCUUCUUUACUUCCAUAGUUGGGGUUAACAGGUGUAUCGACUUCUGCUUGUCCUCAUUCACCCGCACAUUUAUCAUCAUGUUAGCAUUGUACAUUAUUGCGAUGGAGAAGCUGAACUUAAGAAAGACAAGACAAGACAUUUCAUUCAAAUCAGUGUAUUUUGGGGACAUUUACAUCCGUCAUCGUAGCCGAGUGUCCUCUCUGUCUCCACCACCCAUGCCAUGCCUCUUGUUGUUUGUAUGCCAUAUGUUUUGCACAUUGUGUACAUAUUUAUAUAGAUGUAAUGCAUAUUUUUCUACAUGUGUAACAUCCAUGGGUUCUCUAUUUUGUAAAUACUCAAAAAGAUGUAUAUAAGUACUGUAUGCCUUUAUGUGUCAAUAAAAUUUGGUGUACUGUGAA
Epinephelus fuscoguttatus (brown-marbled grouper) is the source of this 7385-nucleotide messenger RNA. RefSeq names its product myocardin related transcription factor Ba (gene mrtfba). The record is from RefSeq and is a predicted model, not a curated record. Bases 349 to 3573 code for a protein of 1074 amino acids. Lineage: Eukaryota; Metazoa; Chordata; Actinopteri; Perciformes; Serranidae. The transcript is spliced from 17 exons. Gene Ontology annotation, biological process: smooth muscle cell differentiation.